This is a messenger RNA of Paramecium pentaurelia, 1524 nucleotides long. The record is from the annotation of a GenBank genome assembly. Lineage: Eukaryota; Ciliophora; Oligohymenophorea; Peniculida; Parameciidae.
CACAUGUAAUAAUCAGAUUAAGUUGAAGUUGAAUAUAGAAUUGAAAUGCUAACAAGUGAAUUGGAGAGAUCCUCUUAGACAUUAUAAUAGAAAAGCAUAGAAUGUGAAGAAUGGAGACUCAAAAGUUUAGGAUUAGAAUAAAAAAUAAAAGAGCUUUAAGCUCACAUUGGAUCUUAAAAACAACAAUUUGAAGAUUUAACUGAAAAUUUGAAAUAAAAAGCAAUUGAAGUAGAAGAUUUAAGAAGUAAAUACAAUAGAGUUUAAUUUAUUACUAUUAAAGGAUAUGAAGAAAAAAUGGAAUAAUUGGUAGGGGAAAUAGAAAAAUUGAAUUAACUUUUAAUGUAAAAAGCAUAGGAUUGUGAAAGUAGUAGAUAAUAAGUAAUGACUAAGAUUUAAGAAUUAUAAGAGGAAAGAUAAAAAUGCUUUCAUUUGGAUAGUUUUAUGAAAUAGAUAAAAUCUGAAAAGUUGGAAGCACUUCACUUUUUAAAUGAAAAGAAUAAAGAAUUAGAAGAAUUGAAAGAACGUUUUAGAGAAGCAGAUCAAUAUCGAUAAAAAAGUGAAAUCUUAGAAAAUGAUAUUGAAACAAUUAGAGUUAAUUACAUGAAUAUAUUUAAUUAAAAAUUAGAAGAGAUUGAUGCUUUAUAGGCUCAAAUAGAUACAUAACGAUUAAUUAAUGAAAAUACAAUUAGAAUUGCUGAAGAAAAAUAUGCUUAACAAAUUUAAGUGGAAAGAUUAAAUUUAUAGAGAUAAAUAAAAGAAUCUGUAGCUACAUCAAUUGUAUAGAUGGAGAAUUAAGUGGCUACUCUUAAUAAUCUAUUAGAAGCUAAAUAAAAUGAAAUAGAUAAAUUGAAAUUAUAAAGACAUAAUAUAGAAACAGAGAAAAUGAAUUCAAUGCUUAUUGAUAAGAAUAUUAAGUUGUAAGAUUAAUAGAUUAAAUUACAAUAAUUAGAGAGAUAACUCUACGAGAAGGCAAAUACAUUGGAUUAAUUAACAUAAUAAAUAUAAAAUGGUUAAUUGAUUCCAGCAACUUCUUAGAGUUUAUUAGAGAGAUCAUAUAAAUAAUUAUAAGAUGAUAUACAUAAAUAAAACUUAGAAAUGACUAUGUUAUAAUAAAGAUGUUUGGAAUUAUAAGAGGAUGUUUAAAAAAAGGCAAAUAUGAAAGCUAGUUAUGAAAGCUAGAUUAAUACUUUAUUAAUAGAAAUAGCUAAUUUGAAGAGAGAUGUAUAUAAUAAAUCAAGAAUUAAUUCUUAACAUAGUGAUAAUUAGAGAUUGAUUUAAAUUGAAAAUGAGAAAAGAGCAAUUAAAUAAAAAUAUGAACAAGAUUUAAAAAUAGCUGAGGAUAAAAUUAGAUAUUUGUUAAGUAUUGUUGAUUAAAGAGUCUUAGAGUAAUAAUUGUAAUACAGAGGAAAUUAAAAUCCAAAUCCUGUAUUAUAGUAAAUAAUAGAAGAAAGUUCAAGUAGAAUUGCUUAGAGUAACAUUUACUAUCAUGAAGAUUCAGAUGUCUUAAAUGAUGAAGUUCGUUGA